Messenger RNA from Aphidius gifuensis, 13582 nucleotides. It is a transcript of the gene kst, whose product is annotated as spectrin beta chain, non-erythrocytic 5. NCBI's taxonomy places the organism in Eukaryota, Metazoa, Arthropoda, Insecta, Hymenoptera, Braconidae. The record is from RefSeq and is a predicted model, not a curated record. The transcript has 7 exons. Bases 448 to 12933 code for a protein of 4161 amino acids. Gene Ontology annotation, molecular function: actin filament binding; phospholipid binding. Gene Ontology annotation, cellular component: cell junction; cortical actin cytoskeleton; plasma membrane. Gene Ontology annotation, biological process: actin cytoskeleton organization.
GCGCAGUUGUAACGUGGAAACUAACGCACGCGCGAGACAAAUGGUGCCUCAAUAUUUUGUCUCUCAAAUAUAAAAAAAAAUACAUAUAUAUAUAUAAUUUAUAAUAUCAAUUUUUAAAUAUCAACGGUGUUAAUAAUCAAAAAAUAUUAAUUAAAAAAAGUUUUGUUUAUAAUUUGUGUUACUUGUUUUGUGUUUGUUUGUGUAUUUUGUUUUUUUACUGUUAAAAAAUUAAGGAUAUACAUAUUUUUUGUUGUUGUUUGUCGAGGAUCAUAUCACCAUUAUUUUGGAUAAAUUUUUAUGAAACCGUAGGAAGGGGCGCAGUAUGAGACCGGCGUUGAACAACACGCCGUACCCCAACAAAUCUACAACAAUUUAUCAUAUAAUUCGUUGUCGUCGUCGUCGUCACGAUUUAAUCGUUACAAUAAUUCAACCCAAAUACAAAGAAGAAUGACUCAACGUGAGGAUGUACUUAAAUUCGAGCAGGGCAGAAUUAAAGCCCUGCAAGAAGAACGUCUUCAUAUACAAAAAAAAACAUUUACAAAAUGGAUAAAUUCAUUUUUACUAAAGGCACGUAUGGAAGUUGAGGAUUUAUUUACUGAUCUUGCUGAUGGAAAAAAACUUUUAAAAUUAUUGGAAAUAAUAUCUGGUGAAAGACUUGCAAAACCAAACAAUGGACGUAUGCGAGUACAUAAAAUUGAAAAUGUCAAUAAAUCUUUGGCAUUUUUACACACAAAGGUACGACUGGAAAGUAUUGGUGCCGAGGAUAUUGUUGAUGGAAAUCCAAGAUUGAUACUUGGUCUCAUAUGGACAAUUAUAUUACGUUUUCAAAUACAGGAAAUUGAGAUUGAUGUUGAUGAAGAAAAUGAAAGCAGUGAAAAAAAAUCAGCCAAGGAUGCACUUUUAUUAUGGUGUCAAAGAAAAACAAAUGGAUAUCCAGAUGUUAAUAUUCAAGAUUUUACUGGAUCCUGGCGAACUGGUCUUGGUUUUAAUGCUCUUAUACAUGCCCAUAGACCAGAUGUUAUAACAUGGUCUGAUUUACAAGUUGGUAAAAAUAUUGAUAAUCUUAAUUAUGCAUUUGAUGCUGCAAAUGAUAAACUUGGUAUACCACGUCUUCUUGAUGCUGAAGAUGUUGAUACACAACGUCCAGAUGAAAAAUCAAUAAUGACAUAUGUUGCAUCGUAUUAUCAUACAUUUGCAAGAAUGAAAAAUGAAAAAAAAAGUGGUAAAAGAAUUGCAAAUAUUGUUGGACAAGUUAUGACUGCUGAUAAUAUGAAAAUAAAUUAUGGUUCAUUAACAUCAAAAUUAUUAGAAUGGAUUAAAUUAAAAAUAAAGCAACUUGAAAAUCGUGAUUUUCCAAAUUCAUUAGAAGGCAUACAACGUGAAUUAUUAUCAUUUAAACAAUACAGAACAAUUGAAAAACCACCAAAAUACAAAGAAAGAUCAGAAAUUGAAGUACUUUAUUUUAAUAUAAAUACACAAUUAAAAUCAUUAAAUCAACCAUCAUUUAUACCACAAGAAGGACAAUUAAUAAGAGAUAUUGAAAGAAAUUGGAUUGAACUUGAACGUGCUGAACAUCGUCGUGAAGUAUCAUUAAGAGCUGAAUUAUUACGUCAAGAACGUCUUGAACAACUUAAUUAUAAAUUUGAAAAAAAAAGUGUAUUACGUGAAGGUUAUUUAAAAGAAAUGAUACAAGUAUUAUCUGAUCCUCGUUAUGGUAGUAAUUUAUCACAAGUUGAUGCAACUGUUAAAAAACAUGAAGCAAUAAGUGCUGAUAUACUUGCACGUGAAGAACGUUUUCAUGAUUUAACAAAUAUGUCAGAAGAACUUGUUAAAGAAAAUUAUCAUGGUUUAGAAAGAGUACGUAAUCGUGAACAAGAAGUACUUGAACGUUGGAAAGAAUUAAUAAAACUUCUUGAUCAUCAUAAAUUAAAUUUAUCAUCAUUAUCAUCAUUAAUGUCAUUAAUGAGAGAAAUUGAUGCAACAUUAACAAGUAUACAAGAAUUACAAUUUAAUUUUCAAAGUACAGAUGUUGGACCACAUUUAUUAGGUGUUGAAGAUUUAUUACAAAAACAUAGUUUACAAGAAUUACAAGUAACAGCACUUGGUGAAACUCAACGUCGUCUUGGUAGACAUGCAUUACAACAUUUAAAUCAACAAACAUCAUCAACAAAUAAAGAUGAUAAAACACCAUUAUUACAACAAAAAAUUGAUUUAUUAAAUAAAACAUAUGAUGAACUUGUUGAAAAUAGUAAAGAACGUAAAGGACGUCUUGAAGAUGCAAGAAAUUUUUAUCAUUUUUUACAAGAUCAUGAAGAUGAAGAAUCAUGGCUUGUUGAAAAACAAAGAAUAUGUAAAGCUGGUAUAUCAGCUAAAGAUUUACGUGCUGUAUUAUCAUUACAACAAAAACAUAAAACAUUACAAGAUGAAAUGAAAUUACGUAGACCAAAAUCUGAACAAUUAUGUACAGCUGGUGAAAAGUUAAUAUCAGAUAAACAUUCAUCAUCAAUUGAAAUUAAAAAUCGUAUUGAUUCAUUACAAGAACAUUGUCGUGUACUUGAAGAAUUAUCAGCAUUGCGAAAAAAACAACUUGAUGAUGCUGUUGAAGCAUUUCAAUAUUAUGCUGAUGCAAAUGAAGCUGAUUCAUGGAUGAAUGAAAAAAUGGCAUUAGUUGCAUCUGUUGAUUAUGGUAUUGAUGAACCAAGUGCACAAGCAUUAUUACAACGUCAUAAAGAUCUUGAAGGUGAAUUAAAUGCAUAUAAAGGUGAUGUACAAUCACUUAAUUUACAAGCUGAAAAAUUAAUACACGCUGGUAUAUCAACAUUAGAAUUAACAGCUGAUCCAAGACCAGUUGCUGAACUUGAACAAGAAGAAUGGAGUAAAGAAAUACGUUUAGUACCACAAGAUGAAUGGGUUGAUGAAAUAAUUGAACGUAUUGAACCACGUACAAUAUUAGAAGAUAGAUUAGUACCACAAGUUAAAAGUUUAUAUCCAUUUAGUGGACAAGGUAUGCAUAUGGCUAAAGGUGAAAUAAUGUUUAUUAUUAAUAAAACAAAUCCAGAUUGGUGGAAUGUUAGAAAAAUUGAUGGUACUGAUGGUUUUGUACCAGCAAAUUAUGUACGUGAAAUUGAACCAAAAGUCAUACAAGUACAAGUUAAAAAACAAGAAAAAGUACGUGUUACACAACGUGUUAAAAAAACUAAAAUGGUUAAUCAAAUAAUACCAGUUAGACGUACAAAAUCAAUUAAAUCAACAGUUAAACCAAUAAAACGUAAAAUUAUUAAUGACAAUGAUAAUGUUGAAAAACGACAAAAAAAAAUUAAUGAUACAUAUAAUGAAUUACAUGAAUUAGCAAUAAAACGUCAUGCAUUACUUGAAGAUGCAAUAAGAUUAUAUGGUUUUUAUCGUGAAUGUGAUGAUUUUGAAAAAUGGAUAAAAGAUAAAGAAAAAAUGUUACGUGCUGAUGAUUCACGUGAUAAUGUUGAAACAGCUAAAAGAAAAUAUGAAAAAUUUUUAACUGAUUUAUCAGCAUCUGGUAAACGUGUUGAGGCUAUUGAUAAUGCUGUUGAUGAUUUUGUUAAACAAGGACAUAGUCAAUUGGAUAAAGUUAAAUCAAGACAACGACAUAUACAUCAAUUAUGGGAUCAUUUAAAUUGGCUUAAAGCACAAAAAGAAAAAAGUCUUGAGGGUGCAUCAAGUGUUGAAUUAUUUAAUAGAACAUGUGAUGAAGCAAAUGAUUGGAUGCAUGAAAAAAUAACACAACUUGAUACUGCUGAAAUUGGUCCUGAUUUAAAAACAGUACAAGCAUUACAACGUAGACAUCAACAUUUAGAACGUGAAUUAGCACCAGUUGAAGAAAAAGUUAGAAAAGUUAAUUUAUUAGCAAAUAGUGUUAAAAGUUCAUAUCCAAAUGAACAUAAUAAUGUUAAUACACGACAAAAUGAAAUUAAAUCAUUAUGGAAUAAAGUACAAACAAAAGCUAAAGAACGUAGAUCACGUCUUGAGGAUGCUGUUGGACAACAAAUAUUUAUGAAUAGUUCAAAAAGUCUUAUUAAUUGGGCAAAUGAUAUUAAAGAUUCAAUGAAAGCUGAAGAACCAGUUAGAGAUAUUGCAACAGCUGAAAAAUUACAAAAAAUACAUAAUGAAUUUGGUGAUGAUAUUAAAACACAUGAAGAUGAAUUUAGAGAAGUUGAACAACUUGGUAAACAAUUAUUAAAUAGAAAUCCAGGUUUAAAUGAAGUUAAUGAACGUCUUGAUAAAUUACAUGGUCUUUAUCAACAAGUUGUUAAUGAUUGGAAUAAUAAAGAAGAAUGGUUACGUCAAUGUCUUGAGCUACAACAGUUUAAUCGUGAAGCUGAUCAAAUUGAAGCAACAACAAGUGCACAUGAGCUAUUUCUUGAAUUUACAGAUCUUGGUAAAUCACUUGAUGAUGUUGAAGCAUUAUUAAAAAAUCAUCAUAAAUUUGAAAGUACAUUACAUGCACAAGAUGAUAGAUUAAAUGUAUUUAAUGAUACAGCUGAUAAAUUAAUAUUACAAAAUCAUUAUGAAAAAGAAUUUAUUAAUGAAAAAAGAAAUCAAGUUAUUGCACGUCGUAUUGCUGUUAAAGAAACAGCACAAAUACAUUUUGCUGCACUUAAAGCAUCAGAAAAUUAUCAAAAAUUUUCAGCUGAAGUUGAUGAUCUUUCUGAUUGGCUUGGUGAUAAAAUGAAAAUUGCUGCUGAUGAAAAUUACAGAGAUUUAAAUAAUCUUGAACGUAAAUUACAAAAACAUGAAGCAUUUGAAAGAGAAUUAAGAGCAAAUGAGGGUCAAUUACGUGCUGUUAAUAAAGCAGGAAAAGCAUUAAUAUCAGAAAAAAAUUAUCGUUCAAAUGACGUUGGUCAUACACUUGAAGAUUUAAAUAAUAAAUGGAAUAAACUUGUUGAAUUAUCAUUAGAAAAAGGAAGAAGAUUAAGACAAGCAGCAUCACAACAUGGUUAUAAUAGAACAAUGGAAGAUGCAAGACUUAAACUUGAAGAAAUUGAAAAUUCAUUACAAAGUAAACAAGUUGGUAUUGAUUUAAGAAGUUGUAAAGAAUUAUUAAAAAAACAUCAAAUACUUGAAACUGAUAUGUAUCAAUGGGAACAAAAAGUUGAUGAUCUUGUUGCAAUGGGUGAAGAAAUGGCACAUGAAGGUCAUUUUGAUGCACCAAAUAUAUUAAAUACAAGUCAAGCAACACAAAAAAAAUUUCGUAGUCUUAAAGAACCAGCAAAAAAAAGACGUGAAGCACUUGAAGAAAGUUUACGUUUUCAUAAAUUUGGUUUUGAAUUAGAUGCUGAAUUACAUUGGAUAAAUGAUCAUUUACCACAAGCAUCAUCAACAACACUUGGACAAAAUUUACAUCAAGCACAAACAUUACAUAAAAAACAUAAAAAAUUAGAAGCUGAAAUUAUUGGACAUCAACCAAUGAUUGAUAAAACAUUAACAUCUGGUCAAUUAUUAAUUGAUCAAAAUCAUCCAGAAAGAAAAAAAAUACAAGAACUUUGUCAGGGACUUGAUGAUGCAUGGAAAUCAUUACAAGAUACAGCUGGUGAACGUAGUCGUGCACUUGAUUUAUCAUUACGUGCACAAGAAUUUUUCUUUGAAGCUAGUGAAGUUGAAAGUUGGUUAAGUGAAAAAAAUGAUGUAUUAAAUUCAACAGAUCAUGGAAGAGAUCGUGAUGCUGCGACAAAAUUACUAACUAAACACAAGGCCGUUGAGCUAGAAUUAGAUUCAUACGAUGGUAUAGUUAAAGAAAUGGGUCACACAGCAACGUCAAUGAUUAAUGCUAAACAUCCAGAUAGUAAAGCAAUAUCAAGUAAACAACAAGCUAUUGCACAACAAAUGCGUGCAUUACAAAGAUUAGCAAUAACAAGACAACAAAGAUUAAUGGAAAGUAUGUAUCGUCAUGAAUAUUUUCUUGAAAGUCGUGAAUUAGAACAAUGGAUUAAAGAACAAGAACAAUCUGCUGCAUCUGAAGAUUAUGGACAAGAUUAUGAGCAUUUACUUAUUCUUCAAGCUAAAUUUAAUGAUUUUAAACAUAGAAUUGAAGCUGGCUCAGAGAGAUUUAAUCAAUGUGAGGCCUUGGCUAAAAAACUUAUUACAAAUGAAAGUCCAUAUAUUCAAGAUAUUGAAAAACGUCAAGAACAACUUGGUGAAUCAUGGCAACAUUUACUUAAUUUAUUACGUCAUCGUGAACAACGUCUUCAAGCAGCUGGUGAAAUUCAUCGUUUUCAUCGUGAUGUUGCUGAGGCAUUAUCAAGAAUACAAGAAAAAGAAGCAGCAUUACCUGAAGAUCUUGGUCGUGAUUUAAAUUCAGUUCUUGCAUUAAUAAGACGUCAUGAAAGUUUUGAAAAUGAUUUAUUUGCUUUACAAGCACAAUUACAAGUACUUGUUGAGGAUGCAUCACGUUUACAAGUUUUAUAUCCUGGUAAUAAUGCAUCACAUAUUGAUCAACAACAACAACUUGUAUUAUCAAAUUGGGAAGAACUUAAAGAAAAAUCAGCUCAUAGAAAAGAUCAACUUCAUGCAAGUUGUGAUCUUCAACGUUUUUUAACACAAGUUAGAGAUUUAAUGAAUUGGGUUGCUGGUUUAAAAGCAACAUUAUCAACUGAGGAUAAAGUACGUGAUGCAGCAAGUGCACAAAUACUUAAAGCUGAACAUGAAGCAUUAAAAGGUGAAAUUGAAGCUAGAGAAGAUAAUUUUAGUGGUGUACUUGAUCUUGGUGAGGCAAUGGUACAAACUGGACAUUAUGCUGCACCAGAAGUUGAAGAAAAAUGUAAUCAAUUACUUGAUGAAAGACAUAAACUUCAUAUUGCAUGGCAAACUAAAAAAGUACAUCUUGAUCAAUUAAUUGAUUUACAUUUCUUUUUACGUGAUGCAAAACAACUUGAUAAUUUAUCAGCAACACAAGAAGCUGCAUUAAGUGGUGAUAAUUUUGGUAUGACUGUUGAAGAAGUUGAUGGACAAGUUAAAAAACAUAAUGAAUUUGAAAAAUUAUUAGUAACACAAGAAGAAAAAUUAAUGGCAUUACAAGAACAUGGUGAUAAGUUACUAGCACAAAAUCAUUUUGAUUCAAUAACAAUUGGUAAACGUUUAAAAGAAGUAUCAGAAAAACGUAGUAAAAUACGUAAACUUUGUGAUGCUAGAAAACAACGUUUAGCAGCAAGCUUUUUACAUGCACAAUUUGUACGUGAUGUUGCUGAAGCUGAAUCAUGGAUUGAUGAAAAACAAAAAAAACUUGAAGCUGAAGCAUCAAAAGGUGAAGUAUCAAGUCUUGAAGAUAAAAUUAAAAAAUUACAAAAACAUCAAGCUUUUCAAGCUGAAUUAGCAGCAAAUCAAAGUCGUAUUGAAGAAAUACGUAUAAAAGGUGAACAAUUAUUAUCACAAGAACAUCCAUCAAGUAAUGAAAUUAAAAAUCAACUUGAACAAUUACAUGCAACAUGGAAAAAAUUAUUAAUGACAUCUGGUAAUCGUGGUAGAGGUCUUGAAGAAGCACAAGAUAUAUUAGAAUUUAAUAAUCAAGUUGAAAAAAUUGAAGCUUGGAUACGUGAUAAAGAAAUGAUGGUACAAGCUGGUGAUACUGGUAAUGAUUAUGAACAUUGUUUAAGUUUACAACGUAAACUUGAUGAUGUUGAUAGUGAUAUGAGAGUUGAUGAUACAAGAAUUAAAACAAUUAAUUCAUUAGCAUUAAAAUUAAUAAAACAAAGUAAUGAUAAUAAUGAUUCAAAACCAAUUCAACAACGUCGUGAUAAUAUUAAUAAUAAAUGGAAAGCAUUACAAGGUGCAUUAAGUGCAUAUCGUAAUAUUCUUGGUGGUGCAUUAGAAAUACAUUUAUUUAAUCGUGAUAUUGAUGAUACAAGUCAAAGAGUUGCUGAAAAAUCACUUGUUAUGAAUACAAAUGAUGUUGGUAAAGAUUUAGCUGCUGUUGAACAUCUUCAACGUAAACAAGAAGCUAUGGAACGUGAUAUGACAGCAAUUGAAGGUAAAUUAAAAGAACAUGAUAAUGAAGCACGUAAUUUAGCUGGUAAAUAUCCAAAAAAUUCACAACAAAUUAAUUUAAUGCUCCACAACUUACAAUCAAAUUGGAAUAAUUUACAACAUUUAACAAAACACAGACGUGAUGUAUUAAAUCAAGCAUAUACAUUACAUAAAUUUAAAGCUGAUUUACAUGAAGUUGAAAUUUGGAUAUUUGAUACAAUUAAAAGAAUGAAUGAUUCUGAAGCACCAACAACAAUAUCUGAAGCUGAAGCUCUACUACAAUUACAUCAAGAAAGAAAAGCUGAAAUUGAUGGAAGACAAGAUACAAUAAAGCUAUUAAAUGAACAUGGUAAAAAACUUGUUGCAAUUAAUGCUGAUGUUAAAGAUAACAUUGAACAUUUAGAAAAAUUAAAAAAUAAUUUAGUUGAUGCAUGGAUUAAUCAAAGAGAAAAAUUAAUGCAAGCAUAUCAUUUUCAACAAUUUAAAGAACAAGCUGAUCAAGCUGAUAAUUGGCUUGCUGCUAAAGAAGCUGUACUUAAUAAUGAUGAUCUUGGUGAAUCAUUAUCUGGUGUUGAAACACUUAUUAGAAAACAUAAUGAAUUUGAAAAAAUGUUAUUAUCACAACUUGGUAGAAUUGAUGAAUUAGAAAUAUUUGCAAAUACAAUAAUUUCUGAAAAUUCAAAUGAUUCAGCAAUAAUAAAACAACGUUUAUCACUUGUUUGUGGUAGACGUGAUAAAUUAAAAAAUAAUUCAUCAGCAAGAAUGAAAAAACUUAUUGAAAGUAAACAAUUACAUCAAUUUCUUAGAAAUAUUUAUGAAGUUGAAGGUUGGUUACAUCAAAAACAACAAGUUGCUGGUGAUGAAAAUUAUCGUGAAUCAACAAAUUUACAAAGUAAAAUACAAAAACAUGUUGCAUUUGAAGGUGAAUUAAUGGCAAAUCGUGGUAGAAUUGGAGCAAUUAUGAAUGAAGGUAAAAAUCUUAUUGAAGAUAAUCAUUAUGCAACAAAAGAAAUUCAAGAUCGUCUUGAAGAUUUAGAAUCUGAAUGGAGAAUUCUUCAAGAUGCUAGUGAAUUAAAAAAAAAUCGUUUAAAUGAUGCAUAUCAAGCAUUAUUAUUUGGACGUACACUUGAUGAAUUUGAAACAUGGAUGGAUGAAAUUGAAACACAACUUCAAUCAGAAGAUCAUGGUAAAGAUCUUUCAAGUGUUGCUAAUUUAUUAAAACGUCAUACAAAUCUUGAGAAUGAUGUACUUGGUCAUAAUGAGGCAUGUGAAAGUAUCAAAGAAACAGCAUCAUUAUUUCAAAAAACAAAUCAUUUUAUGUCUGAUGAAAUACAAGAAAGAGCACAAGCAAGUAUUAAUCGUUAUCAUAGUUUACAAGAACCAAUACAAAUAAGACGUGAUAAUUUAGAAGAUGCAAAAUUACUUCAUCAAUUUUCACGUGAUGUUGAGGAUGAACUUCAUUGGUUAACAGAAAAAGAAACAUUUGCAUCAAGUGAUGAUCUUGGUAAUUCUUUAAUGACUGUACAAAGAUUACAAAAAAAACAUCAAACACUUGAAGCUGAAUUAAUAUCACGUGAACCAGUUGUUGCAUCAUUAGCUGGACGUGCUGCUGGUAUGGUACGUAAUGGACAUUUUGCAAGUGAAAAAAUUGAAACAUCAAUGCAAGAAUUACAAAAAAAAUUAAUUCAUCUUAAAAAUAUUGCAAAUAUUAGAAAGUUACGUUUAUUAGAUGCUGUUGAAUCACAAUUAUUUUAUACUGAAGCUGUUGAAGCUGAACAAUGGAUUAAAGAAAAACAUCCACAAUUAACAUCAUCUGAUUAUGGAAAAGAUGAAGAUUCAGUACAAUCAUUAUUAAAAAAAUUAGAAGGACUUGAACGUGAUUUAUCAUCAUUUGAAAAUACAAUUGAUAAUGUUAAUAAGCUAUCACAUUCAUUAAUAAAUCGUCAACAUUUUGAUAGUACAAAUAUUGCUGAUAAACAAAAUGAAAUUAUAACAAAAUUUAAAGAAUUACAAAAACUUAAAGAUUUUAGAUUACAUAGAUUACUUGAGAGUGAAAAAUUAUUUAAAUUUAUACGUCAAGCUGAUGAAGUUAAUGAAUGGAUUAGUGAUCAAACAACAAUUGCUGCAUCUGAAGAUUAUGGACGUGAUGUUGAACAUGUUGAACUUUUAAUACAAAUAUUUGAUAAUUUUUUGGCUGGUUUAACAACAAGUGAAAGUCGUGUAUUACAAACAAUUGAAGUUGGUGAAAAAUUAAUAAAUGAAAUGAAUCCAGAGAUAACAAAAAUACAUAAAAAAAUUGAUGAAAUUAAACAACAAUGGGAUGAUUUAAAAGAAUUAGCACAUGCAAGACAAGAUGCAUUAGCUGGUGCAAAACAAGUACAUAUGUUUGAUAGAACAGCUGAUGAAACAAUUGCUUGGAUACAAGAAAAAGAAGCAAGUUUAAGUUCUGAUGGUUAUGGACAUGAUCUUGAAACAAUACAAGCAUUAGUACGUAAACAUCAAGGUUUUGAAACAGAUUUAGGUGCUGUUAAAGAACAAGUUGAAUCUGUUAUGGCUGAAGCAUCACGUUUAGCUGAAUUAUUUCCUGAUGCAAGAGAACAUAUUGCUGUUAAACAUGAAGAAGCUGAUGAAAAUUGGAAUGAAUUACUUGAAAAAGCAGCACAAAGAAGAAGUAAAUUAGCACAAGCUGAACAACUUGAAGCAUAUUUUGAUGAAUAUAGAGAUUUAGUAUUUUGGAUUAAUGAAAUGGUUGCUAAAGUAACUGCACCUGAACUUGCACGUGAUGUAACUGGUGCUGAAAUAUUAAUAUCACGUCAUAAUGAAUAUAAAUCAGAAAUUGAUGCACGACAAGAUACAUUUACAAAAUUUUAUAGUGUUGGUGAUGGUUUAAUAAAACAAGGACAUUUUUUGGCUAAAGAAAUACAAGAUAAAAUAUCAGUACUUGAACAAAGAAAACAAAUAUUAACAGAUACAUGGGAACAACGUAAAUUUAUUUAUGAACAAAAUUUAGAUACACAAAUGUUUAAACAAGAAGCUGAAACACUUGAAAAUUGGAUAAUAAGCCGUGAGCCAAUGUUAAAUGAUGGUAAAUUUGGUGAUACAAUACCACAAGUUGAAGAUUUAAUUAGAAAACAUGAAGAUUUUGAAAAAACAAUUGAAGCACAAGAAGAUAAAUUUGAAUCAUUAAAAAGAAUAACAAUGCUUGAACAAGCAUUCCAAAAACAACAAGAAGUUGAACUAGCUGCUAGAUUAGCUGAAAAAGAAAGAAUUGAAAAAUCAAGAUAUGAAGAAAGAAAACGUAAAGAAGUACAACGUAUUACUGAAGAAAGAAAACGUGAAGAAGAAAGAAGAAGAAAUAUUGAUGGUAGUCCACAUAUUAAUAAUGAUCAUGAAAUAAUUAUAAAUGGUACAUCUGAAUCACAUGAAUCAAUUAAUAUAUUAUCACCAUUAAAAAAUGAUACAAUAGCACAAAAAAAUAAUGAUACACAAAGUCCAAAAUCUUAUAGUAUAACACAUGUAUUUGGUGAUCGUUUAAAAAGAACACAAACUGAUCUUAAACGUGCUGAAAGUAUGAAAAUUGAUACUAAAAAACCAAAACGUACACCAAGUUUUACAACACGUAGACGUACACAAAGUUUUAGAAAACAUCAAAAAAUGGAAACAAUGGAUCCAUUAAGUCCAGUUGAAUUACAAGGUUUACUUGAACGUAAACAUGAAUUACAAAGUGGUGGUAAAAAAGCAGCAGUUAGAUCAUGGAAACAAUAUUUUACUGUUUUAUGUGGACAAUUACUUUGUUUCUUUAAAGAUUAUAAUGAUUUUUCACUUAGUAAAGCAGCAACAGCACCAAUAACAAUAUUUAAUGCUAUUUGUGAAAAAGCUGAUGAUUAUACUAAGAAAAAAAAUGUAUUUCGUUUAAAAUGUACUGAUGGAUCAGAAUUUUUAUUCUUAGCAUCAAAUCAACAAGAAAUGGAAGAUUGGGUUAAUAAAAUAUCAUUUCAUGCAAAAUUACCACCAAGUUUACAACUAUUAAGAUAUGAUGAAUCACAAAAAGAUGCAAAUAAUGAUAGACUUAAAAAUCCAGUACCAGAUACGCAAAUUGAUGAUAAUAUAUCAACUGGAAGUAGUAGAGCAUCAACACCUGAAUUAGAAAGAAAAAAUUCUGUAAUACGUAGAGAUGUUACUGAUGGAACAAGUAAUGUUCAAGUUGAAUUUUUACAAAUGCAUAGACAAAAUCAACAAUUACGAGAUAAAACAAAUCAAGAAUUUGUAACAGUAUCAAGAACAUCAGAUUCACAAAUACAAACACAAACUGAAUUUUUACAAAAACAUAGACAACAACAGCAGCAGCAACAACAGCAACAACAAAUAUUUAUUCAACAAGAAAAAUUAAUAAUACAAAAAGAAUUUCAACAAGCACCAAAUGAACGUCCACCAAUUCCACCAAGAGGUGCACCACCACCAGUUCCAGUAAGAUCACCAAGCACAGAAAAUGUACAAUUUCGAAGAAAUGAUAUUGAUCAUCAUGUUAUGCCAAUUAAUAGACCUCAAUCAUAUCAACAAAGAAGUGCCACACUCAAUCAUAAUGGUUCUGGACAUUAUCCUAAUAAUGAUACUUGGCAUAGACAAAGUAGUGUGGACAUAACCAAUUCUUCACCAGUAUAUGGAAAUUCAAAUUUAAAUAAUAAUAUGAGACAGAUUUCACAACCACAGUUGAAUUCAUUUACUGGUAGACCAAAUUCUUUACCACCAUAUGUUGCACCACCACCAGCAAUAUCACCAGUAACACCAACAAAUAUAACAGUUGUUGAUGGAAGAAGAGCAUCAGAAAGUGGAUCAGAAAGUGAACAAAGUUCUGGUAGUUCACGUAAAGAUCGUGAUUACAAAAGAAGCUCAGUACUGAGUAAUUUCUUUGGAAGACGAAAAAAGCCAUCUCAAUCGUAGCAUUAUAAUCAAUAAUUUAUAAGUAUCAAUAAUUGAUACUUAACAUAUCAUUGAUUAUGCAAUAAUCAAUAUAACUCGAGUAUAAAUUUAAUUUUAAUUAAAUAUCAAAAAAAUACAAAACGUAAAUUGAAAAUCAAAUUUACAUAAUAACUUUAUUUUUUUAUGUUUAUUAUAUAUAUUAUGAUUUUUCAAUUUAAAAUGUUUUUUAGUUCAUUCUAAUUGCAUUUGUAUAAAAAAACAAUUUUUUUUUUUUUCUUCUAACACGAUUAAUUAAAUUAAUUAUGUUAACUUCUGUUUUUUCUAUUAUUAAAAUAUAUUUAUGUACAUGCCAACAAGACAAUAGAAAUGGAAAAAAAAAAGAUUUAUAAUAAUUAAAAUGAAAAUAAUUUUUAUGUAAUAUUAAAAAAAAAAAACAUUUAAUAAUAAUAAUAAUAAUAAUUGGUUGCAAUUGUUGAGAAUACAUUAUUAAAAAGGGUAAAUAAAAAAAAAUAAAAUAUUUCAAGUUAAAAUAUAAUUAAAAUAUAUUAGUUUAGGUAAUUACAGAUAUUCAAAGAACAUUAUGUAUUUAAAUGCCAAUGAAUAUCAUUUGUUAAUUGUAUACAAAUUUGAAAUCGAAUAUCUUCAUUAAAUAAAUAUUUUGAAAAAUUAA